AAUGGUACACAACAAUGGGCAAGGCGUGUUUUGACUGUCCCUUCAACAUGAGUGACUGCGCGCGCCCACACUGCGCCUCCGCGGAUGGCUUUGAGCGCGCCAUCGUCACCGUGAACCGUAGACUGCCUGGCCCUGCUAUUCACGUCUGCCAGUGGGACGAGGUGGUGGUGGAUGUGGUGAACGAGCUGGGCAGUGACUCCACCACAAUACACUGGCACGGCAUUCACCAGCGAGGCACCCCUACAUGGACGGAGUGCCAUUUCUAACCCAGUGCCCCAUUCCAGCUGGCACUACUUUUAGGUAUCAUUUUCUGGCAGACCAGCCGGGGACGCAGUACUGGCACUCACACUCAGGGUUCCAGCGGACAGACGGGAUGUUCGGGGCCCUGGUGGUGAGGCAGCCCCGGGAGGAUGACCCACAGGGGGCCCACUACGACCUGGACGCCCCACAACACACCCUGGUGCUCACUGACUGGCUGGAUGGACUGGGCGUGGCAAAAUUUGUGAACCAUCAUCAUACUGAGCAUGACAACAAGCCGUACACACUGCUGGUGAACGGGCACGGCAAACACGUACUGCACAAGAGAGGCGAGGAGCGGGCGUACACACCUGUCUUCGAGGCCACCGUCAUACCUGGCAAGAGGCACCGUUUCAGGGCGUUAAGUAACAGCAUUCAGAACUGUCCCAUUGUCAUCUCGAUAGACAAUCACACACUCACGCCCAUUGCCACGGACGGACACCCCCUCCAGCCCAUCGAAGUGGACUCCCUCACGAUCUACGGAGGGGAAAGGUGGGACUUCGUGGUGAACGCCAGCCAAGACACCGCGCCCUAUUGGUUCAAGUUCCAGGGAAUGUUAGACUGUGAUGAUCGAUUUAAGGCCGCUCACCAGGUGGCGGUGCUGCGGUACGAGGGGUCAGCGGGGUUGCCUGGCAGUCUGGAGGAUGUCAACUACCAAAUGACCAUAAGGGAAGGUCUGGAGCUGAAUAAACUCAACGCAGCGCCCGGAGAUGGAACAUUUAUCACGGCGGCGGAGAUCAGAGGAGCGGAGGCGGCGAGGGACGUGUCGCGGGAGCCUGACUACAAAUUUUGGCUCGAGUUUGAUUUCUACGGGAAGGACAACCCUGCUUUCCACCACCCUGACCUUUAUGGCUUUAAUGAAGUGAGGAAGGAACACCGCCUCUUUACGCCCCAAGUCAAUGAGAUCUCCCUUAAGCUCCCCAACGCCCCGCCGCUCUCUCAGCCUGACGACGUGGACUACAGCGCCUUUUGCAACGCCACCCACAGGAGGAAUUGUGUGCGGGACUAUUGCCACUGUCCACACGUGCUUAAUGUGGAGAGAGAUAGCCUGGUGGAGCUGGUGUUGGUGGAUGAAGGUGUGGUCUAUUGGGCUAAUCAUCCUUUCCAUCUGCACGGACACGCAUUUCAAGUACUGGCAAUGGGAAGGAUGGGUGAAAACACGACGAAGGCUGAUGUACAAGCGCUGGACCAGGCAGGGGAGCUGGCGAGGAAUUUUGACAACCCCCCCACCAAGGACACGGUAACGGUGCCUGACGGGGGUUUCACUGUGAUUCGCUUCUUUGCUUCGAACCCUGGCUACUGGCUCUUCCACUGCCACAUAAGCUUCCACAUUGAAGUCGGAAUGGGCCUUGUAUUCCACGUGGGAGGAUCAGACACGCUUCCACCUCCUCCACCCAAAUUCCCAACAUGUGGACACUGGACUCCGAAGGUGGAGGAGAAUCUCAAACAAAAAGUGGAUAAAUACUUCAAAAACCUUAAUGGAAGUGUAGAUGUGAGUGUGGAUCUUCUCUCUCAAGGUGGAGGGAAGGUGGAGUCACAGGCCAAGCUACUCCACCCUAUCUUGCCCAAACCUGCAGCUGGUGGAGGAGGAGGUGGAGGAGGAGGUGGAAGAGGUGGAGGUGACAGUGGUGGUGCCCAGAUUGUGUUUUCCUUACCAGUGUGGAUUGUGUGUGUGUUCGUGUGUGUGUGUGUGUUUAGAGAGUGACUGUGUGUGUGUGUGUGUGUGUGUGUGUGUGUGUGUGUGUGUGUGAAUCCUCGUAAUAAACUAAGGAAUAAGAUUAAUGAUGAUGAUGAUGAUGAAAAUAACUUCCUCUUCUUCUUCUUCUUCUUCUUCUUCUUCUUCUUCUUCUUCUUCUUCUUCUUCUUCUUCUUCUUCUUUGUCUUCUUCGUCUUCUUCUUUUUCAUAAAUCAUCAUCAUCAUCCCCCACACCCUCCUCCUCCUCCUCCUCCUCCUCCUCCUCCUCCUCCUCCUCCUCCUCCUCCUCCUCCUCCUCCUCCUAUUACUUGAAGCAUUCCACUUAACUGCUCUAACUACCUAAUUAAUCUUACACUAAUACACGUAGUCGUUAAUUAAAGCACAAAUGUUUAUUCCAGAUAGAGAGAGAGAGAGAGAGAGAGAGAGAGAGAGAGAGAGAGAGAGAGAGAGAGAGAGAGAGAGAGAG
Molecule: messenger RNA, 2459 nt
Organism: Portunus trituberculatus (swimming crab)
Lineage: Eukaryota; Metazoa; Arthropoda; Malacostraca; Decapoda; Portunidae
Product: laccase-like
Exons: 13
Coding region: 245-2002 (585 amino acids)
Biological process (GO): iron ion transport
Cellular component (GO): plasma membrane
Molecular function (GO): oxidoreductase activity; copper ion binding
Source: RefSeq, a predicted model, not a curated record